Messenger RNA from [Torrubiella] hemipterigena, 1640 nucleotides. NCBI's taxonomy places the organism in Eukaryota, Fungi, Ascomycota, Sordariomycetes, Hypocreales, Clavicipitaceae. The record is from the annotation of a GenBank genome assembly.
GCAGCUAGUGAUACCGUGUCUCUUGCUACACCAACGACUAACACCGUAAUGGACGAAGAUAGACGAUUUUGGGACCGCCUUGCUACAAACUACUCUAAAUCAAAGGUAUCAGAUGAAUUAGGUUACCAGCGUACCCUGCAACGAACCUCUGACUUCCUGAAAGCCAGCGAUGCAGUCCUAGAGCUUGGAUGUGGCACCGGGUCGACAGCCUUUCUACUCGCCCCGAAAGUAAAGGGCAUCCUCGCGACAGAUAUAUCGCCCGAGAUGAUUCGGAUUGCAAGGCAGAAACAACAAGAUGAGCCCACCGCUGCCUACGAUAGCAUUUCAUUCAAGGAAGCCACUGCAGAUACCAUCGCUAAAGAGAACCACAUGCCUUUCAACGCCAUCUUAGGGUACAACUACUUGCAUCUUGUCCGAGAUCCACCUGCCACAGUGCAAAAGAUUCACGGCAUGCUUGAGGAUGGUGGCGUCUUCAUCAGUAAGACGCCCUGCAUCGGUGACCGGAAUAUGCUCAUGCGGUCCUUCGUGCUGCCUACAAUGAGGAUAUUUGGAUUAGCUCCGUACUUGGAUAACUUUGGGGCGACUGAGUUAGUGACAAUGAUUAAAACAGCAGGGUUCCAAAUUGAAGCCGAGGAGAAACAUGCAUCUGGAUCUGAUGAUGGUCGGGUAUUCAUUGUAGCGAGGAAGAUGGAGAGUGGGUCAAACGAUCGAACCACGGCCUAAGAGUGGCAGCGCCACCCCCUCCUCAAUUAAUAUUUAAAAAUUAUUUAUAGCUUAUUUUAUAUUUUUCAGUUUUUCAUUUAAUAUUUGUAAAUCUAAGCACUUGUAACCAGCCAACUUGCUUGCCAGGACGACUGUAGGCGGGUUCUUCCGCUUUGAAGCUCCGCACUGCCACUUGUUGGUAUCUGCUGUAUUGGUGGCGUCAAGGUAAGCUCCGAGACGAACCCACUGAUUCGAUAGAAGUGGGAAAUGUAGCAAUACGGUAUGAAUAGUCUAAGUGUCACAGGCUAAGACAACAGGACAUUGGUUGAGAAAACAAGUCUCCCGGCAGAGAAAACAUGAUGCAGAGUUAGCAAACGGGCCGCAACCAAGUAAUUAGCAGGCGGGGUACAUGCGCCAUGUCUUACUGGUACAAGAUACUGGUACAAGAGACGUCCGCGGGAAGUACUCAAGACCAGCUCUAAUAGCUGUUCUCUUAGUGGCCGUUUCCUGUGUCGGAUGCUUUUCCGGUCGGUCCGGCGAAAACCGUUUAGACUCGAUGCACCUACUGUACAGCCCCCACUAUCCACUAUACAGAGUCCAAUAAGUUAACGGGCAGUAUUACAGGAAGUAUUAACAGAUGGUACUGUUCUAAUGGACAGGAAAGAGAGCACCAGGAGAGUACAUACGCCAUUAAUUAUAACUAGUAUAUUGCUACCAGUAAUGACUGUUCUAUUUCCAAUAAGUACACUGAGCGGGAAAAAAGGGAAACAGGAUGGGUUACACAAACGCCCAAACACGUACGCUGGCCUUUUCACAGGCAGCUGCCGACACUGCAUGCAGAUGCAGGCCCGCGUUGUCAUUGAUACUUACUGGCAUACAGCUGACCGGGAGCACACCACUAGAAUUGGUUUGGGUAUGUGAUUGGCCCAGGAGGCGAG